Messenger RNA from Periophthalmus magnuspinnatus, 579 nucleotides. It is a transcript of the gene cby1, whose product is annotated as chibby homolog 1 (Drosophila). The record is from RefSeq and is a predicted model, not a curated record. NCBI's taxonomy places the organism in Eukaryota, Metazoa, Chordata, Actinopteri, Gobiiformes, Gobiidae. The transcript is spliced from 5 exons. The coding region runs from base 182 to 544 and encodes 120 amino acids.
CAAGGGAAGUUUGUUUUUGUGUUGAGGAUAACGGCAUCUGCAAAUCAGGAAUUUACAAUAAAUACCCACAUGGAGGUAAAUAUCUGAUAUAUUUACAGUAGCAGUUCAACUAGUUACGAACCAGUGAAGCAACCACCAUUCAUACGUUUCAGGCAUACAGGAGAUUAAAAAGUCACUGAAGAUGCCACUGUUUAAGAGCACAUUUAGUCCAAAGAAGACGCCUGCUCGAAAAGCUGCUUCUCUAUCAAGUCUCCACACAUUGGACAGAUCAACGAGAGAAACAGAAUUAGGAAUUGAAUAUGGACCUCCCUGUAUGAACAUUGGAGGUCAGAACUGGAAAUUUGAAGAAGGACAGUGGAUAACCGAAUCUAGUGGAACGGUAUCAAACAAGGAAAUGCAGAGACUCAAGAAAAGAAAUACACAGUUAGAAGAAGAAAACAACCUUCUGAAACUGAAGAUUGAAAUUCUCAUGGACAUGCUGACAGAGACGACGGUACAAUAUCACCUGAUGGAGAAGGAAUUAGAAGAUGUAAAUCCUCAUUAAACAUAAGGGACUCAAAUGUUCUUUAAGAUGCCUGA